Monoraphidium neglectum is the source of this 264-nucleotide messenger RNA. RefSeq names its product Eukaryotic translation initiation factor 5A-1. Lineage: Eukaryota; Viridiplantae; Chlorophyta; Chlorophyceae; Sphaeropleales; Selenastraceae. Bases 1 to 264 code for a protein of 87 amino acids. The record is from RefSeq and is a predicted model, not a curated record. The transcript has 3 exons. Gene Ontology annotation, molecular function: translation elongation factor activity; RNA binding; ribosome binding. Gene Ontology annotation, biological process: positive regulation of translational termination; positive regulation of translational elongation.
AUGGCCUCUGAGGAGCACCACGAGACGUUCGAGAGCACCGACGCCGGUGCGUCUCUGACUUACCCCCAGCAGGCGGGCACCAUCCGCAAGAACGGGUUCAUGGUCGCCAAGGGCAGGCCCUGCAAGGUGGUGGACGUGUCGACCUCCAAGACCGGCAAGCACGGCCACGCCAAGUGCAACUUUGUGUGCAUCGACAUCUUCACGGGCAAGAAGUACGAGGAGAUGACCCCCUCGUCCCACAACAUGGAUGCUCAUGGGAUGUGA